This is a messenger RNA of Cylas formicarius (sweet potato weevil), 1773 nucleotides long. Its product is annotated as cytochrome P450 6a2-like. The transcript has 4 exons. Bases 108 to 1688 code for a protein of 526 amino acids. Gene Ontology annotation, molecular function: monooxygenase activity; iron ion binding; oxidoreductase activity, acting on paired donors, with incorporation or reduction of molecular oxygen. Lineage: Eukaryota; Metazoa; Arthropoda; Insecta; Coleoptera; Brentidae. The record is from RefSeq and is a predicted model, not a curated record.
GAACAGUAAUAUCAAUAAUUUAACAAUCUAAUUCAAAAUGAAUUUAAAAUCCUGUUCAUUGUCACGCAGUUAUAAUAUCAGAACAAUCGCAUAAUAAAAAGGUUCAAAUGUUGCAACAACUAUCUCAUUUUAUAAAUACGAUCGAAACAGAAUCAAUGGCUCUUUUACUUUAUAUUAUCGUGACCCUGGUGGCCCUCAUGAUAUUUUACCUAAAAAGACAGCAAACCUAUUGGACCCGCAAGGGGGUACAACAAAUCAAUCCGCAGUUCCUGUUCGGAAACUUCAAAGACUUCGCAGUAAGAAAACAAUCGUUCGGCGACCUUUUCCUUAAGUUAUACAAAGAACUGAAAAAGCGCGACGUCAAACACGGCGGCGUGUACGUCUUUACGCGACCUACCUACGUGCCUCUCGACUUGGAUAUAAUCAAAGCCAUUAUGGUGAAAGAUUUCGACAUUUUCAUGAACCACGGCACUUAUUUCAAUGAGAAACAGGACCCCCUAACGAUGCACUUAUUCAAUCUUGAGGGAUCCAAAUGGAAAUCACUUAGAGCGAAAUUAUCACCAACGUUCACAUCGGGCAAAAUGAAGAUGAUGUAUCAAACAUUUGUUAAGUGUGCGACGGAACUAAACGAUAUGUUGAGUGAAUACUGCGAGAAGCUCGAGCCCGUAGAAAUUAAAGAAGUCUUGGCCAGGUUUACAACUGACAUAAUAGGUAGUUGUGCAUUCGGCCUUGAAUGUAAUUGCAUGAAACAACCCAAUUCUGAGUUCCGAAAAUAUGGCAAGCGAAUAUUUCACAGAACGCACAAAGAAAAUCUGUACCAAAUUUUAUCUAUUGUAGUGCCCAAAAGUGUACUGAGUAUAUUAGGCAUUAAAAUUACGCCGCCAGAAGUAGAAAACUUCUUCAUCAAGAUCGUUAGGGAAACCGUGGAAUAUAGGGAGACGAACAAAGUAGCGAGGCCUGAUUUUCUUCAACUGUUGCUGCAGCUAAGGCAGCAAGGAUACGUUUCCAACGACGACAACAUUGAGAUUCAGAAGGAAACGGACCAAACGCAUCUGAGCAUGCCAGAUCUGGCAGCUCAGUGCUUCGUGUUUUUCGCAGCGGGCUACGAAACUUCUUCCACGACCAUGACGUUCGCUUUAUACGAGCUGGCACAGAACCAGCAAAUUCAAGAAAAGCUCAGAGAAGAAAUAGGCGAAGUUCUCAGAAAGCACAAAAAUAAGAUGACUUACGAAGCGGUGAUGGACAUGCAUUAUUUAGAUAGAGUAAUACAAGAGGCGUUAAGAAAAUAUCCUCCGGUUCCGGGAACGAUACGAAAAUGUCUUCAAGAUUAUAAGGUACCAGGAACGCACACAAUCAUUGACAAGGGAACCAACGUGCACAUACCUAUAUUUGGAAUUCACAUGGACCCAGACUACUAUCCGAAUCCGACUAAUUUCGAUCCGGAUCGGUUUACGGAAGAAAAUAAAAGUGCUAGGCCCGCGUUUACCUGGUUGCCAUUUGGAGAAGGACCUAGGAUAUGUAUUGGUUUAAGAUUUGGAUUGCUGCAAAGUAAAGUCGGGAUAGCAACCGUUAUAAAGAACUUCAAACUAUCGGUUAAUGAAAAGACUGUCACUCCGCUAGUUAUGGACCCCGAUUCGUUUAUUAGUUCAGCCAAGGGGAGUGUGUGGUUAAAUAUGACUAAAGUUUGAUAGCGCAAUAAUGUAUCGCUAUUUUCUUACUUACUACACGCAACUAAUUCAAUUUGUAUCGAUUUUGUAUUAAAGUUAUAUCGAA